AUGCCAGAUAAUCGCUCUCGAGUUGUGAAAAGAGUGCAAUAUUCCUGUGAUAAUUGCCGAAGAAAGAAAAUUCGCUGCCCAGGAGAGAAACCUGCGUGCUCUACAUGUACGAGACUUCAUCAAACUUGUCGUUACAAUGAUGCUGGGGUUAUAUCGACACGUUCAUCGGAGCGUCUGGCGCAACUGGAGGAGAAGAUGCAAUUAAUGCUUGAGAAAUCGGCAAGUCAGUCGAAUUCAGAUCAUACAUAUACGUCGGAUCAGCCUGAAACUAGGCCCGACUUACUACCUUCUUCUCAUCCCCAACAUAUAUUGCCUAGAAACCAGGAAUCACAGUCGAUGGAAGUGUCUUCAUCCUCUGAGUCAGAGCCUCUGCCACCUCGAAAUGUGAUAUUGGAAAUAGUUGAACUAUAUUUCCGGUUCUGUCAUCGUCAACCUCUGUGGUUAUUUGAGCGUGAAGAGCUCUCCUCUCCUGAAGACAUAGCUGAAGAGUUGGUCUUCUCUUUGUUGGCACUCACAGUACGAUUUUCUACGACAACCUAUUUUGCAAGUCGUUCACACCAACAACUCGCUCAGAGAUACGGAGAAGUCGCUCGAGGACUUACCAUGUUUCGGAUUGCUCAGGGCGCGGUACAAAUGUCCACUAUACAAAGCCUAUGCUUGUUGGCCUUUGCGAACUUUACCACAAUGGAAACUCAUUUAGCAUGGUUUCAUAUCUAUAUGGCAACAUCACUAGCGAACAUGGCCGACAUGAACAUCGAGACGCACAAGGAGUCUUCCAGCUCAUCAGAGGAAUCACGAAGAAGAUUGUUCUACAGUAUAUACAUCCUCAACCAGACUUAUGCCCCGCGGUCCAUGCUACUCAACAUGCUCGAUGACAUCGAGAAUCCAAAAUAUGUCGAACCGAAACGAGAUAUUAGCCAGGAGUCGGGACAGGUACCACCCUUAAAUCCCAAAGACUCCAUCAGCAUAACACAGACCGAUGAAAAUGGGCGUGCAGGUAUAUGGACAUAUGUAGUCCAGCAGGCCUCUCUAUGGCGCGAGGUUCGAGGGUAUGUCGCGCAAUGUGCGGAUGGCCAUCCGAAGCCACCAUGGUCACCAGAAUCUGGAUACACAGUGAUUGGGGCACAUUUGAUGAAUCUUGAAACUAGUUUCCCGACGCAUCAUCGAUAUGAUGCAGUGAAAUUCCUUGAUCGAUCCACAACAGAGCUGCAGCAGAAUCGCGAUUACUGGAGUCCGUGGUUACGGAUUCAAUUUGUCUAUCACGCUAUUCACAGCAUGCUCAACCACCCAUUUUUGUAUUCUUCGCGUCCUCAUCAAUCGGUGCAAAUGUCUGUGCCGAAUACAUUCUGGAAAACGUCAUCCGAGCAAGCAUUAUUACAUUCCACAUGGACUGUUCGGCUGAUAGAUAUGGUCUGGGAGAAAGACUACCGAGUUUCCGAUCCAUUUUUGGGGUAUUGUGCUGCUGUUGCUGCAACAACACAUAUAUACUACUGUCGAGCAUCGGAUAUCCGCGUGAGAACUUCUGCACAAUCAAAACUCGGCAAAUGCAUGCGAUUCGUUGAUGAAUUGGGCACGGUGUGGCCGGUCUGCCAGGCGAUGUAUGAUAAACUUGAUUCUCUUGUGCAGUCAGCACUCAAUUCAGAAUCACAAAAAGACAACGAAAGCUCCGUACAGCGGACAGUUUCCAUCAACACCGGGCUGAUGUGGGAUAUUCUUGACCACGCCUGUGGAAAGUCUACUCCUGGGUCAAGCGGACGAGGGCUUUUUGAUCCCAGUUUUGUUCAAGACAAGUCCCCUUCAAGAGUAAGACUUGAGAAGAGAACGAAGCGGGAUGGUCAAGACCAACAAUCUGACGGUAGCGAUACCGACGACGUUGUCGAGACGCAGAUCUUUCAUCAUCCCAAUCCUGCGACUGAUAUUGACACUUCGAAUGGAGGCCAAGAAUUUCCUCCUUACUCUGGUGCCUCUGCACGCCGCAUCCGUAGUCAGAGCAAUGUCAAUCAACAUGUGACUCCGAACGUAGAGAGAAGCACCCAUUCUGCACCAGCCACCGAGCGGGUUGUUGUCAAUCAGAACCAGCAAGAGGAACAACAGGACACAUCUGCUAUGAUAACUUGGCCAGCUGACGAUAUGUGGAUGAGCGCAUCAAUGAUAAAUGUGAGCCAGGACCCCUUUCUUCGGUUUCAGGAUCAUGACAUACCGUGGACUGGAUCAUGGGAUGUUGGAAAUCUAUGA
Messenger RNA from Talaromyces stipitatus ATCC 10500, 2235 nucleotides. RefSeq names its product C6 transcription factor, putative. Gene Ontology annotation, molecular function: DNA binding; zinc ion binding; DNA-binding transcription factor activity, RNA polymerase II-specific. Lineage: Eukaryota; Fungi; Ascomycota; Eurotiomycetes; Eurotiales; Trichocomaceae. Gene Ontology annotation, cellular component: nucleus. Gene Ontology annotation, biological process: DNA-templated transcription; regulation of DNA-templated transcription. The coding region runs from base 1 to 2235 and encodes 744 amino acids. The record is from RefSeq and is a predicted model, not a curated record. The transcript has 7 exons.